Messenger RNA from Toxoplasma gondii ME49, 309 nucleotides. RefSeq lists its product as hypothetical. The transcript is spliced from 2 exons. NCBI's taxonomy places the organism in Eukaryota, Apicomplexa, Conoidasida, Eucoccidiorida, Sarcocystidae. The record is from RefSeq and is a predicted model, not a curated record. The coding region runs from base 1 to 309 and encodes 102 amino acids.
AUGGUCAAACCAACCCUCAGUGUGGAACGGCAUUGCUCAGAAUCGUCUUGUUUUGGCUGCUGUCUGUACGAUCAGUGGAUGAGUAGCAUCACUACCAACUUUCACGAGAAGGGAUUUGAAUCCUCAAACUGCAGCACAGCGACGGGUACGGCAAUUCGCAGAAUUUCUUUCCAAGGCACUCUACCCUAUCAGACCCUCGAUUUCACACAAGAUCGGCAACAACCAUGUACGAUGAAAAACAAAAGGAAUUCUUUCCUGCAGUCACAGAGACCUUUCGUGUUCCGGUUUACUGCAACAUUCGCGUUGUGA